AUGGCAACAGGUCAACUUCCUCCCCCAGGACGCAGGUCUUGGGCCAAUGUUGUCCGCAAUAAAAGCAUCACUCUCUUUGAAGAGCAAGGUUAUGAAGAGGCUCGACGUGCGCGUCAGGCAGAAACAAUCCUCACUAGAGCUUUGAAUCCUAAUGCCGUAAUCUUCGACUUUGGCACCAACCUCCCAUCUAAGGCUAUCGCCUAUCAGACGAUCAAACAACUAGGCACUAUCCUCGGAGCAAGAACCAUCUCACGUUCACGCAACCCACGUUCAUUGUUAAUUGAGACACGUUUCGAAGACGAUAACGCAAGAGACAAAGCUUUAACGGAUGGUGUCACCUAUGAUGGCGUCACUUAUCGUGCUACACGUGCAUUGUCAGCUGAUGCAGAAAUUACCAAGGUCAACUUUUCUCACCUACCAUUUCUUGCACAAGAUGUCAUCGAGCAAGUAUUGAAAAACGCCAUGAGUGCCUAUGGUCGUGUCUGCCAAAUCCGCCUAUACGUUGAACCUGAAUCUGAAACCUUCGAAGGAGAGGCUACCGUCAUUUUGGACACAUCCACACCUUCGGGUGCCAUGUUGUCGGAUGAUAAGCCCUACUAUAGACCACUCACCCGCCUUAUCCCCAUUGAGGUUUGGGAUGAUGUGUUCCCUGCCUCAUGGAAAAACGCACCUCCUCUUUGCCGUUAUUGCAACACUCAAGGUCAUCGCAAGAUGGAAUGCCCCAAACUUCAAGAACUCACUUGCUUCCACUGCCACCAAAAAGGCCAUUUUCGUCGACAUUGUCCUGUUGUAUACCGUGAACGCCAAGCUGCCAUGGUGGAUUCAUUGACCGAUUCUCAGCUUCUUGACACGUACCCAACCACAGCGUCAGCUGUAGAUGAUGAUCAUGAUUCGGAGAUGACUACUACAGCACCUUCAUCCAUCAUCGAUGAUAAUAGAUCCAAUUCAACCAAUGAUCAGCAUACUGAUACAGCUUCUCAACCCGAUGUUGAAGAUCAACAUAAGAAGAGCACCAAUGUCACCAAAGACUCUAGCAAUCCAACUACCGACAACGCCGACAAUCGAAUGAUCAUUGACACCACACCUCAACAUGACAACGACCAUAGAAUGAAUGACAACAACGACCCUAUUAUCGACCACGAUCAGCAUCAGCACACGCCAACACCUAAGAAACCAAAACUUGAUACAGCAUCCAGCACACGUGUCACACGCAACAUGAGCCAACAACGUUUACAACAAUCCGCUGGGGAAUCACCUGACCCACAGCAUCACCAAUAA
Molecule: messenger RNA, 1278 nt
Organism: Lichtheimia ornata
Lineage: Eukaryota; Fungi; Mucoromycota; Mucoromycetes; Mucorales; Lichtheimiaceae
Exons: 1
Coding region: 1-1278 (425 amino acids)
Molecular function (GO): nucleic acid binding; zinc ion binding
Source: RefSeq, a predicted model, not a curated record